CUCCUUCCUAGUUCUCAUUCCCAGUCCCAGCGGAUAUCGUACACGACGUAACGUAACCACUGCGCCCAUUAAAACAUACCCGCGCCCGCGUCCCGCAGCGCAACCGCGGAAUCAAACACCCGCUAGCUCUCCGCCCGCCCAAGCUCUAUCUUCUUCCCUCCGACCUCCCCUCUUCCCUCUUUCCACCUCAACCCUCACCUUCACCCUAACAGCCACACACCCAACCCCCAAAAUGGAACCCCUCACCACCGCCCCCGACACGACGACGUUUGUCCCCAUCGCCGAGCACCAAUCCCGCACCCCGAGCUCCUUCUACUCCGGCCCCGCCGUCCUGCACUACCACCAGCAAAACUGCUCUCUGGUCGUGCUGGAGCGCGAUCUCGCCGCCGUGCCAGCCCUGGCUGCUCUGCGCGACACCGCGACCACUCCCGCGACCGCGAACGGGCACACCACCGACGAUGCAGAGGAAACGGAGGUCGUGAUUCCCGGCGUUAGUGUCUGGGUUACUUCGGACAAAUUCCUCCUCUACAACCCGACUACCCCAUCCCCAAGCGGCCUCUCAAUCCCCUACCCGUCCAUCUCCCUGCACGCCAUCCAGCGGCUACACCUCCCCAACACGGAAUCCCAAGUCCAAGGCCUCUACAUGCAAAUCGCCACCCCCACCCCCAACCCGGCCUCCAUAAUGUCCGACGACGAAGAAGAAAGCCUCACCCUCACCCUCGUCCCACCCCCGGCCUCCUCCCCCUCCCCCUCCAACUCCGCAACCUCCUCCGACCUCGACUCAUCCACCCCCGCCGAACUACGCGAAACACCCACGCAAACCCUCUACGCCGCAGUCUCCGCAUGCUCGAACCUGCACCCCGAUCCCGUCGAGGAUGGUGAUGACGACGAGGAAGGAGAUAAUCUAUUCCAGUCCGGGCUGGUGACUAUGGGUGAUGGAGCGGGUGGUCUGCCGCCGCCGGUGGAGGGCAGUGGAGGGUGGAUUACGGCGGAGAAUAUGCAUGAGUUUUUUGAUGAGGAGGGGAAUUGGAUUGGUGGGGGAGAGGAGCCGAGUUUGGGGUUGAACUUGGGGCUUGGGCCGGGCGCGGGGACGGUGAGGGCGAGGGAGGAUGAGGAUGAGAAUGAGAUGGAUGUGGAGGGAGGGGAGGAGGGGGUUGAUGGGCAAGGGGAAGGGGGGGAGACGAAGUGGCGGAGGACGGAUUAG
Messenger RNA from Aspergillus heteromorphus CBS 117.55, 1204 nucleotides. RefSeq names its product Voldacs domain-containing protein. The record is from RefSeq and is a predicted model, not a curated record. Gene Ontology annotation, biological process: mRNA cis splicing, via spliceosome. Gene Ontology annotation, cellular component: cytosol; spliceosomal complex. Lineage: Eukaryota; Fungi; Ascomycota; Eurotiomycetes; Eurotiales; Aspergillaceae. Bases 233 to 1204 code for a protein of 323 amino acids. The transcript is spliced from 2 exons.